Molecule: messenger RNA, 1097 nt
Organism: Maniola jurtina (meadow brown)
Lineage: Eukaryota; Metazoa; Arthropoda; Insecta; Lepidoptera; Nymphalidae
Product: acylphosphatase-2-like
Exons: 3
Coding region: 69-434 (121 amino acids)
Molecular function (GO): acylphosphatase activity
Source: RefSeq, a predicted model, not a curated record
UUGUCAAAAUUUCAAAAAGUGCAGUUGCAAAAUCGCUAUUUAUUUUUAUUUGAAAUCCUAACACAUAAAUGAUUCGCUUGUUACUUUUAACAACUAUCACCGGUUGUUUAAAGGUUAAUUGCAGCACGGCUACUGUUUCCAUGGCGCUCAAGAGUGUCGACUUUGAAGUGUUUGGCCGGGUUCAAGGAGUAUUCUUCCGGAAGUAUACAAAAACUCAAGCAGACAAGUUAGAUCUCAAGGGAUGGUGCAGGAACACAUCCCGUGGAACUGUAGAGGGACAGAUGCAAGGACCCUCAGAUAAAGUGGAGUCUAUGAUCCAAUGGCUGAAGACAACAGGCAGUCCUAGUAGUCAAAUCGACAAAGCAGAGUUCAAGAACCAGAAGGAUAUAUCCGAAUACACCUUCAGCAGCUUUGAUAUUAGACGUGAUAAUUAGUUUUCCACGCUUAUCUAACGUUGCUCGUAAACGGGCUAUAAAAAUUGCUGUAAAUCUAGCUGAAAACUAUUUACCAGCAUACAGGUAUCAUGAAUUAUUAUGAUCCCUUUAAAGAUUGGAUCUUGGCGGAUAUAGUAUUGUUUUUAAAAUUGCUUAAAAACUAGCCUGUUUAUGUGUGUCUCACUAUCAUUUGUUCUAUGUUCACAAAAUUGAACCAAGACCAUAUUUAGUAGAGCUUUCAUAAAAUUAUCCUAAAAAGUCAUUUUUAAUCUUAAUCUUAUGAUGUUGGUUCUCGGGUAUCAAAACUACACCAAAGGUAAGCCCCAGUUUUACAGUUUUCCUCGCUACUUCAAUUUAUGAUUACUUUCCGCAAGUUUCAUCAACACGGAAUAUUAUAAAAUAUAAUAACUAUUGACUACUAAGUCUUUUUUUACACGACUAAUUUAAAAUAAUUAGAUACACUGAUAGUUUAGAUACUCCUGAAUUUUCUACUUAGUUUGUUGCUUAGUAUUCCUAGUUAGUAUUUAUUAUCAUGACUAGUAUUAGACUAUAGUAAUAGACUUUAUUAUUAUGACUUAAAAGUCCCCAAUGUGAUAUUUUACCCAUUUGAUAUUAUGCUUGUUCAGCAGUAUUUUUUUAUCUGAAUACAGAUUGUUGAAAGUA